AUGGCUGGUACUUCUCAAAACAAAGCUGGGGAUAAUAAUUCUGAUACUAAUCGAAAGUUAAGAACAUUUCUUUCAGAAAUUGAAAGGAAGAAACAUUUUAAACAGUUUGAACAAUCUAGUAGAUCACAAAGUAGUGGAAUGUUUACUGUUUCAACAGUAACUCAUAUUACUGCUGAUACAAAUCAUCCUUUAAUAUCUUUAACAACUCGAGAUGGUGAACGAUAUUUAUUUGGGAAAGUUCCUGAAGGUACUCAAAGAGCUUUGGUUGAAAAUAAAUUUAAAUUAGUUAAACUUAAAUCAAUGUUUAUUACUGGUACUAUAUCUUCAUGGUCAGAAAUUGGAGGAUUACCAGGUUUAUUUUUAACUUUAAGUGAUUCCACAAAGAAAGGUAUAGAUAUAAUAACUGGUUCAUCAUUAUUAUUAUCAUAUGUAGUAAGUUCAUGGAGAAACUUUGUAUUUCGUAAAGGUUGUGAGAUUAAAAUUGAUGAAGCUGAAUCUAAUAAGAUAAUAGGUGAUGAUAAUUUAGCUAUUAAACCAAUUAAAAUACGACCUUCAGUAAUUACUCCUACAAAUUCUCAAGAAAAUAUUUAUAAAAGACAGUUAAAGAAGUUAGCAUCUUUAAUGUUUCCUCGUGAUACUUCUGCAAUAAAUGAUAGUGAUCCUGAUUCCUAUAAAGUUGACCCAACUGAAUCAGAUAUUCAUUAUCGAGUUGAAUUACCAUUUAUUAAUCUGUCUAAUCAAGAGGCUGUAUCUUAUUUGAUUCGAUUCCUUCCAAUGAGAGGUAAAUUUGAUCCUCAAAAGGCUAAAGCUUUGGGUCUUACUCCUGGUGCAGAUUUUCGUAAAUUGAGUAAUGGUAUUGCUGUACAUAAUUCAGAAGGAAUAUUAGUAACUCCAGAACAAGUCCUUGAUCCUUCAAAUCACUUCGCUAAAAUGUUAGUAUUAGAUAUCCCAAAUAAUUCAUAUUUACAAAAUACCAUCACAAGUUCAGAUUGGUUCUUAAAGGAUGAUAAUGUAGGACAUGAAGAUAUUGGGAUUGUUUAUCAUUUCCUUGGAGAAGAUAUAGAUUUAGAUAAUUAUCACUUUAUGGAUAAAUUUCCUCCAGAAACAAAACAUAUCAUUUGUCAUCCCAAAUUAUCAUCCAAUACUUUAGUAUUUAGGAGAUCAGCUAUAAAUACUAUGAAAUUAAAAACAGUUCUUCCUAAUAAUUUCAAUUUACCUCAUUUUGAAAAAAAAGGUUCAAUUGAAUUAGAGAAUACCAACACCUUUAAACUUCAUUCUCUUCAAAAGUUUAUAAUUACUGCAACUGGUAUCAGUACAGAUUUUGAAGAUAUACAGAAUAAUACAUGGCCAUCGCUUUACGAAGAAGAAAUUGUUCCAUUAAAUCUUCCUGUACCAAGAGAUGUGGUUAUUAAUGAACAACCAGCCCCCUUGAAUUAUGAAUCUGGUUCAUUAAAGGAUAAUAUUCAUAUUACAAGUCUUGGGACCGGAUCUGCAAUUCCAUCAUUAUAUCGUAAUGUAAUUUCAACUUUAAUAAGAAUACCAUAUAAGAAGUCUAAUGGAAUUGAAUAUAAAUCUAUCCUUUUAGAUGGUGGUGAAAAUACUUUAGGUACUAUGAUGAGAAAUUUUGGUCAUAAUGAUAAUGCACAAUUAACUCAGAUAAUUAAAGAAUUAGAAUUCAUAUUUCUAAGUCAUUUACAUGCAGAUCAUCAUUUAGGAUUGGUAUCUGUUAUAAAUAAAUGGUUUGAUAUAAAUAAAGAUAAUUCUAAACGCCUUUAUUUGAUUGUGCCAUGGAAAUAUGAUCAUUUCAUUAAAGAAUGGUAUCAAUAUGAGGCCCAGCUUAAUCCAAAUGCUGACCUUAAACGAAUUUCGUACCUCAGUUGCGAAGAGUUUUUGCGUGAUAAACAAAGAGAGUAUAAGCAACUUGAUAUAGCUGAGUUUGAAAAGCUCUUCGAUAGGAAUAAUAUUCUGAUUCCUGCUGAGCGUGCACCAUUAGAACCAUCGAAUGUUAAGCUUAUUAAAGAAUUUUUCGAAGACUUGGGAAUUAAGAAACUUGAAACUACAAGAGCAAUACAUUGUUCAUGGGCUUAUUCUAUAAGUAUUACAUUCUCUCUUGAUGAUGGAGAUUUAUUUAAAGUAUCAUAUUCUGGAGAUACUAGACCUAAUCCUAGAUUUGUAUCAAUUGGUUCAGAAAGUGAUCUCUUAAUUCAUGAAUCUACCUUAGAUAAUGAAUUAAUUGAAGAAGCUCUUGCUAAGAAACAUUCAACUAUGAUUGAAGCAGUUAAUGUAGCUAGAUAUAUGAAUUGUCCAAAACUUCUUUUAACACAUUUCAGUUCAAGAUAUUCUAAUAAAGCUAAUUUGAUUACAAGUAGUGCUGAAUUGAUUGAAUUAUCAAAUAGUUUGAAUAAUUACUUGAAAGAAUAUGGGGUAACACCAAAUAUAUUUUCAUUAGAAAAUUCAUUCAUUAAAAGGAGAUCAUUUGAUGAUUUACAAAUUUGUUAUGCGUUUGAUUUCAUGAAUAUUCGUUAUGGAGAUUUCAAUGUUCAGCAGACAGUACAACAAACUAUUUAUGAUUUGUUUAAAGAUGGUGAGUUAACUGAAGAAAAGAUUGAGAAGGAGAAUCUGAAGAGAUUAGAAAAAAGAGAAGCAAGACGUUUAGAGAGAUUAACCGCAAAAGAGUUUAAAAAAAAGCGUAGAGUUAGUAGUGAUGAAGAUGCCGUAUCUAGUUAAAAGUAAAAAAAGUAUUCAUGUACAUAGUGUAUAUAUAAUAUAGUUGAAAAAUACAAAGACGCGAUAUAUCAU
This is a messenger RNA of Scheffersomyces amazonensis, 2799 nucleotides long. Its product is annotated as tRNase Z. NCBI's taxonomy places the organism in Eukaryota, Fungi, Ascomycota, Pichiomycetes, Serinales, Debaryomycetaceae. The coding region runs from base 1 to 2727 and encodes 908 amino acids. The transcript is spliced from 2 exons. Gene Ontology annotation, molecular function: 3'-tRNA processing endoribonuclease activity. Gene Ontology annotation, cellular component: mitochondrion. The record is from RefSeq and is a predicted model, not a curated record. Gene Ontology annotation, biological process: mitochondrial tRNA 3'-end processing.